Messenger RNA from Pongo pygmaeus (Bornean orangutan), 403 nucleotides. Its product is annotated as small ubiquitin-related modifier 2-like. The coding region runs from base 72 to 353 and encodes 93 amino acids. The record is from RefSeq and is a predicted model, not a curated record. Gene Ontology annotation, molecular function: protein binding. The transcript has a single exon. NCBI's taxonomy places the organism in Eukaryota, Metazoa, Chordata, Mammalia, Primates, Hominidae.
AUGGUGUAAACAACUAAAAUGCUCUAUGACAAUGAGCAGAGGUAGGAAAAACAUACACUUCGGCGCUCGCCAUGGCCGACGAAAAGCCCAAGGAAGGAGUCAAGUCGGAGAACAACGAUCAUAUUAAUUUGAAGGUGGCGGGGCAGGAUGGUUCUGUGGUGCAGUUUAAGAGGCAUACACCACUUAGUAAACUAAUGAAAGCCUAUUGUGAACAACGGGGAUUGUCAAUGAGGCGGAUCAGAUUCUGUUUCGACGGGCAACCAAUCAAUGAAACAGACACACCUGCACAGUUGGAAAUGGAGGAUGAAGAUACAAUUGAUGUGUUCCAACAGCAGACGAGAGGUGUCUACUGAAAAAGGAACCUGCUUCUUUACUCCAGAACUCUGUUCUUUAAAGACCAACA